This is a messenger RNA of Delphinapterus leucas (beluga whale), 5755 nucleotides long. It is a transcript of the gene SETD5, whose product is annotated as SET domain containing 5. The record is from RefSeq and is a predicted model, not a curated record. Gene Ontology annotation, biological process: regulation of DNA-templated transcription. Gene Ontology annotation, cellular component: Set3 complex; Rpd3L-Expanded complex. NCBI's taxonomy places the organism in Eukaryota, Metazoa, Chordata, Mammalia, Artiodactyla, Monodontidae.
GCCGCCGCCGCCGCCGCCGCCGCCGCCGCCGCCGCCGGGGGAGGGGCGGCCGCCGCCCGCCUGCGCUCAGAGACUCACGCAGUCCCAGUCCCGCCAGUUCGCCAACACUGUAGUGCCGGCCCCCCUUCCUUUCCUGGCCCUUCCCCCUCCCCAGCUUCGGCUCGCUCCGCCUUUCUGCCCCCCACCCCCACCUCACGGGCACGGGCCAUUCCCGGCCAGGAAACGCCGUGGCGCCGCGUUGGGCCUAACUCGAGUCCUGCUGCCUCCCGGGAGUGCCGUGCGCCGCAGCCCGGGCCCAGGCCUGGGACAAGGUCUUCAGAACUACUGGCAGAUAAUUUUGGGGGACUUCAUAUUCAGAGGUCUAUAAAAAGGAUUCCUCAUGUCCAUAACAUGUUGGUUGAGGCUCUGCAGCUCACCCCCACUCUCAGAGUGGCCAGUCUCUGAUAAUUGGACCCCGUGAUUUCCACUUCCUGCUGUGUUGGACGUCAUGAGCAUUGCAAUCCCUCUGGGAGUCACCACACCAGAUACAUCCUACUCAGAUAUGGCUGCUGGAUCAGAAAAGGAAGUGGAAGCCCCCUACCUUUCAAGACGAAGUGGCACUACACCAGGAUGUGAAAGUCCAGCGAAAGAGACCCAAGGGGCCUAGGGGGCAGCACACCCCCAGAAGCCAAGUCUAUUCCAGGCAGUACCAGGGAUUAGGGUCUGGGCUGGAAAAAUCCUGGUGUUUUGAAUAUGUUCAGGUCCAGUUCAGACUCUUGAUCCCACAGCCACUUCUUGAGUGAGGGUAUCCUGUCUUGGUAGUGAAUGGAAGAGGGCCUGGUCCCUGGGGCAGUGCAGAAGGCACUUUCAUCAUCUCACUCACUGCAAAUGUCAUGUGAGGUUUCAUGGAAGUAUUAAGAGAUCCAAUUAAGAAGAAUAGUUCUGAGUCUAAACCAGCCCAGAGUGGCUUCUCUAGGGGAAACUCCCUGCUCAGCUGCCCUGAAUCUGUGGAGGCUAGUCCAGCAGUUAAUGAGAAGAGCGUGUAUUCCACUCAUAAUUAUGGGACCACUCAGAGACAUGGGUGUCGAGGACUGCCUUAUGCUGAUCAUAAUUACGGAGCCCCUCCUCCUCCGACACCUCCUGCUUCUCCCCCUGUCCAGACGAUCAUCCCCCGUUCUGACCUGAAUGGCCUGCCGUCGCCCGUAGAGGAACGCUGUGGAGACAGCCCGAACUCUGAAGGAGAGACUGUUCCUACCUGGUGUCCUUGUGGUCUUUCUCAGGAUGGCUUCCUUCUCAACUGUGACAAGUGCAGGGGAAUGAGCAGGGGGAAGGUUAUUAGACUUCAUCGGCGGAAGCAGGACAACAUAUCAGGUGGGGAUAGCAGUGCAACAGAAAGCUGGGAUGAGGAGCUUUCUCCUUCCACUGUGUUGUAUACAGCAACACAGCACACACCUACAAGCAUCACCUUAACUGUUAGAAGAACCAAACCCAAGAAGCGGAAAAAGAGUCCAGAAAAGGGUCGUGCAGCACCAAAGACGAAGAAAAUCAAGGCAUUUCGAGAGGGAUCCCGGAAGUCCUUGCGGAUGAAGAAUUCUCCUUCUGAAGCACAGAAUUUAGAUGAGAAUACAACUGAGGGAUGGGAAAAUCGGAUAAGACUAUGGACUGAUCAAUAUGAAGAAGCCUUCACUAAUCAGUACAGUGCAGAUGUACAGAACGCCCUUGAACAACAUCUACAUUCUAGCAAGGAAUUUGUGGGCAAACCUGCUAUUUUAGACACUAUUAAUAAGACUGAAUUGGCCUGUAAUAAUACAGUUAUUGGUUCCCAAAUGCAGCUACAGUUGGGAAGAGUCACUCGUGUUCAGAAGCACCGGAAGAUCCUGAGGGCUGCAAGAGAUUUGGCUUUGGACACUCUUAUAAUAGAGUAUCGAGGCAAAGUCAUGUUACGGCAGCAAUUUGAGGUCAAUGGACAUUUCUUCAAAAAACCAUACCCCUUUGUGCUCUUCUACUCAAAAUUCAAUGGUGUAGAGAUGUGUGUGGAUGCACGUACUUUCGGUAAUGAUGCUCGGUUCAUCAGAAGAUCAUGUACACCAAAUGCAGAGGUGCGACACAUGAUUGCAGAUGGGAUGAUUCACCUCUGUAUCUAUGCUGUGUCUGCCAUCACCAAGGAUGCUGAGGUCACCAUAGCAUUUGACUAUGAGUACAGUAACUGCAGUAAUUAUAAAGUGGACUGUGCAUGUCACAAGGGGAACCGGAAUUGCCCUAUACAGAAAAGGAAUCCCAGUGCUGCAGAACCGCCACUUCCACCUCCUCCAAGCCUCCCCACCAUCGGAGCAGAGACAAGACGUAGAAAAGCACGACGGAAAGAGCUAGAGAUGGAGCAGCAGAAUGAGGCUCCAGAAGAGGAAAACAACCAGCAGCCAGAGCAAAUUCCUGAGAAAGUAAUGGUAUCCAGUGACCAUGAGGCAAUAGACAAUCCAGAAGAAAAAGCAGAAGAAGAGAAAGAAGAGAUUACAGAUGACCAGGAGAACCCAGCUCAUAGCAAGAGGACCCGGGAAGAUAGGAAGGUUGAAGCCAUCAUGCAUGCUUUUGAAAACUUAGAAAAAAGAAAGAAGCGGCGGGAUCAGCCCUUGGAACAGAGCAACUCUGACAUAGAGAUUACUACCACCACCUCAGAGACUCCUGUGGGAGAGGAGACAAAAACUGAAGCCCCUGAACCUGAAGUUAGCAACCCUGCUUCAAACAUUGCCAUCCCAAGCAACCCACAGAGUGUUGGAGUGAACACCCGGAGGUCUUCCCAAGCAGGGGAUGUUGCUGCCGAAAAACCAGUCCCCAAACCACCUCCAGCAAAGCCUUCUAGGCCCCGACCGAAGAGUCGAAUUUCUCGGUACCGGACCAGUUCAGCCCAAAGACUAAAGCGUCAGAAGCAGGCCAUUGCACAGCAGGCAGAGUUAUCACAAGCUGCCUUGGAAGAGGGGGGAAAUAACAGCUCAGUAACUCCUACUGAAGCUGGAAAUGUAGACAGUUCAGGAGAAAACAGGCAAUUAACAGGGUCUGACCCAACUGUGGUGUCAGUUACUGGAUCCCAUGUCAACCGUGCUGCAUCUAAAUACCCCAAAACCAAAAAGUAUCUAGUUACAGAGUGGUUGAAUGACAAAGCAGAGAAGCAAGAGUGCCCUGUUGAGUGCCCUUUACGUAUCACCACGGACCCAACUGUACUGGCAACGACCCUGAACAUGUUACCCGGUCUUAUCCAUUCCCCGUUAAUUUGCACCACCCCCAAACACUACAUUCGCUUUGGCUCACCCUUUAUCCCUGAGAGGCGUCGAAGGCCGCUUCUGCCUGAUGGCAUGUUCAGCUCCUGUAAAAAGCGCUGGAUAAAGCAAGCCUUGGAAGAAGGGAUGACCCAGACAUCAUCUGUACCCCAAGAGACUAGAACUCAGCACCUAUACCAAAGUAAUGAGAAUAGUAAUUCUUCUAGUAUCUGCAAAGACAAUGCAGACUUGUUGAGCCCAUUAAAGAAAUGGAAAUCUCGCUAUCUGAUGGAGCAGAAUGUUACCAAGUUACUGCGGCCUCUUUCUCCAGUCACACCACCCCCUCCCAAUCCAGGCUCAAAGAGCCCCCAGCUGACCACACCUGGCCCAUCUCACCCAGAAGAGGAGUGUCGAAAUGGAUACAGCCUCAUGUUCUCACCAGUCACGUCUCUUACUACUGCUAGUCGCUGCAAUACUCCUCUGCAAUUUGAGAACAUAUCCUCCCCUGAGAGUUCCCCUGCGAAUAGGCCCGAGUCCCUGUCACCCGAGCUUUGUCACCGAAAAGACCUGGACUUGACAAAAGUAGGCUACCUUGACUCCAACACUAACAGCUGUGCUGACAGACCUUCCCUGAUAAGCUCGGGUCAUUCUGACCUGGCUCCUCAUCCCUCUGUCGGACCCACCUCUGAGACUGGCUUUACAAGCAGGAGUGGAGAUGGACAUCAGACCCUUGUGAGAAACUCGGACCAGACAUUUCGGACAGAGUUUAACUUGAUGUAUGCCUACUCCCCAUUGAACGCUAUGCCUCGAGCAGAUGGAUUGUAUCGAGGGUCUCCCCUAGUAGGGGAUAGGAAGCCUUUACAUUUGGAUGGGGGCUAUUGUUCCCCUGCAGAAGGGUUUCCCAGCAGAUAUGAGCAUGGUUUUAUGAAAGACCUCUCUCGUGGAUCCAUGUCACCUGGUGGCGAAAGGGCUUGUGAGGGAGUCCCAUCUGCCCCCCAGAACCCACCACAGAGGAAAAAGGUAUCCCUGCUGGAGUACCGCAAACGGAAACAGGAAGCCAAGGAAAAUUCUGCUGGUGGGGGAGGUGACUCUACACAGAGCAAAAGCAAGUCUGCAGGAGCUGGGCAAGGCAGCAGUAACUCACUUUCUGACACUGGUGCCCAUGGUGUGCAGGGAUCCUCAGCCCGAACCCCAUCUUCCCCUCACAAAAAGUUCUCCCCAUCUCAUUCCUCUAUGUCUCAUUUGGAGGCCGUAAGCCCAUCGGAUUCCAGAGGCACUUCAUCUCACUGCAGACCUCAAGAGAGUAUCAGCAGUAGGUGGAUGGUUCCCACAUCAGUAGAACGACUCCGAGAAGGAGGGAGCAUCCCCAAGGUCCUCCGAAGCAGUGUGAGGGUGGCCCAAAAAGGAGAGCCUUCUCCCACGUGGGAGAGUAACAUCACAGAAAAAGACUCAGACCCUGCAGAUGGUGAAGGCCCAGAGACACUGAGCUCAGCACUCUCUAAAGGAGCAGCCGUUUACAGCCCUUCCAGAUACAGCUACCAGCUCCUGCAGUGUGAUAGUCCACGGACAGAAUCACAAAGCCUCCUUCAACAGAGUUCCUCCCCCUUUAGAGGACAUCCCACCCAGUCUCCGGGAUACAGUUAUCGAACUACUGCACUGAGACCUGGGAACCCCCCUUCUCAUGGUUCUUCAGAAUCCUCCCUCUCUUCCACGUCCUAUUCCAGCCCUGCCCACCCUGUGUCCACAGACUCGUUGGCCCCAUUUACGGGGACACCAGGGUAUUAUAGCAGCCAGCCACAUUCUGGAAACAGCACCGGCAGCAGUCUUCCAAGGAGGAGCUGCCCUUCUAGUGCUGCUAGCCCUACCCCGCAGGGCCCCUCAGACUCGCCGACCUCAGACUCGGUUUCCCAGUCCAGCACAGGAACUCUGAGUUCCACCUCCUUUCCUCAGAACUCUAGGUCGUCAUUGCCAUCAGACUUCCGGACUAUCAGUCUGCCCAGUGCUGGGCAGUCAGCUGCCUACCAGGCCUCCAGGGUAUCUGCGGUUUCCAAUUCACAGCACUACCCACAUCGAGGGAGUGGGGGUGUGCACCAGUACCGGCUCCAGCCACUGCAGGGGUCAGGGGUCAAGACUCAGACAGGACUUUCCUAGGGCUUCUGGAUUUGGGCAAACAGAACUUGAAUGAGCCCAUAGCUGCUUCCUUCCAGCUGCCUCUGGAACCUAGGCCGAGCAUAUUGCUGGGGGAGGGGGUACAAGGUGCCAGAGGAUUGGGUCUGGUCAACAAGAAACAAGACUUGUGGUCGUGACUGGCUCUGGCCUUGGAGAAAGAUGUAAAUCUUGUCUGAAGCAGAGACUAUAAAGAAGUUUCUCCCUGCUGUUAAGGGUACAUUGUUGACAAGCAAAUGGUGUUUCGGUUAGUAAUGGUUCUAAGUGCAAUGAGUUGUGUUGAAGCCUCCGUCUCCCAUCCUUGCCUGUAUCCUGUAGUCACUUGUGCAGUGAGGACAUCUUUUUAAAUCAAAAAAAAA